AUGGCGGCCGGCACAGCGACAGAGUCGACGCAACUUAGUGACAAUAUAUACUGGAUAAAAACUGAAAAUGAAGAAAUUGAGUGCAAAGAUAGUGAAUUUAAAGCGAAGUUUAAUGAACAAUUAAUUAGUUUUUAUGAAUCUCAAACUGUGACACCGAAAAAGCCGUGGACUAUGGAACGUAUAUUAGAGGUUAUUCAACAUGUCAAAGAUAAUAAGGCAGCCAUUCAGUUGGGUAAGCGGCGGACAUCGAUGCAGUAUUAUUGGGGUUCAAAAUAUGAUGUUUCUAAUAGUGACGACGCUGAAUACUUAAUAAUGAAGAAAAAAGAUUCUGAUGAUCCUAUAGUUCGAGUGAUACCAAUUGAACAGUAUUUUGAUUUGAUAAAUCAAUUUCACAUUGAACUUAAUCAUUGUGGCCGAGAUAAAAUUUGCCAGGUUAUUAAGAAUAAAUAUUAUGUACAGAAAAAGGCAAUUGAAAUUUAUAUUGCUUUAUGCCCGGUUUGUGAACUGAAACGAAGCAAUCAGAAAAACAAUGCAAAAUUAAGAGCAGCUAGUUUCAACAAUAGUGGUCAACUCGAGCUUAUUGAUUUGCAGUCUAUGCCUGAUGGAGAAUACCACUGGUUAUUAAAAUACCAAGAUUGUACUACAAAAUUUCUUUAUCUACGUCCGCUGCGAACAAAUGAAAUAACUGAAAUUGCUUCAGAAUUGGUAAAAAUAUUUUUAACUUCUGGCUCGCCUGGUAUAUUAAUAAGUACAAACGAGCAAAUUCUAAAUGAAGUAAAAAUAAUAUGGCCCGAUUGUAACAUAAAGCAUGAGAAUCCCAUACAUUCAUGCCGAGAUCUAGAUAAUCUGGAGAUAAACAAUACAGAUAUAACAAGUAUGCUUCAAACAUGGAUUAAUAACAAUUCAACUAACUGGUCUCUUGGCUGUCAUUUUAUUCAAUAUAAAAUUAAUACAUCAACGCAUUCAAGUGAAGAAAAGUCGCCAUAUAAUGCAGUAUUUGGAUACAAUCCGUGUAUAACUGAAAAAAAAUCUGUUGAACUUGACAUAAAAAAUGAGGAAGAAAAUGAAGGAACAAACAAUAGAUUAAAACGAGCUGCUGAGAAAACGAAUGAUGAAAUAAUAAAAAAAAAGACCUCAGCAAUAGUAGUUGGAGAUACAGUUAAUGUUAGCGUUCCCAAGACCGAUCGUGGACCUUUAAACACGAAGUGUAUUUUCGGAAUAAUUACUGAUAUCAAUAAUGGAGUGUAUCAAGUGGGCACCAAAUCAGGAAUAAUUAAGAACUGGUUCCCACGUGAUCGGUUGCAGUUAGCAUCAUCUGUUGAAUUUAAAGAGGAUGUACCACAAAAUUUAUUAACAUUAAAAGAAGCUGUAACUAAGCAAACGUUAUUUGGUGAUGAAGCAUUUAACAAAUGCUUGUGUAAGCCGUCAAAAAAUCAAUGCCAUAAUUUUAAAUGUGCUUGCUAUAAGAAAAAAAUACUCUGUAGUUCAAAAUGUCACUCUAGCUUGAUAUGCCAAAAUAAAUAA
Amyelois transitella is the source of this 1524-nucleotide messenger RNA. Its product is annotated as KRAB-A domain-containing protein 2-like. The transcript has a single exon. Bases 1 to 1524 code for a protein of 507 amino acids. NCBI's taxonomy places the organism in Eukaryota, Metazoa, Arthropoda, Insecta, Lepidoptera, Pyralidae. Gene Ontology annotation, molecular function: nucleic acid binding. The record is from RefSeq and is a predicted model, not a curated record.